This is a messenger RNA of Archocentrus centrarchus (flier cichlid), 2982 nucleotides long. It is a transcript of the gene fsd1, whose product is annotated as fibronectin type III and SPRY domain containing 1. The record is from RefSeq and is a predicted model, not a curated record. Lineage: Eukaryota; Metazoa; Chordata; Actinopteri; Cichliformes; Cichlidae. The transcript has 13 exons. Gene Ontology annotation, biological process: regulation of mitotic spindle organization; regulation of cell division. Gene Ontology annotation, cellular component: microtubule. Bases 165 to 1646 code for a protein of 493 amino acids. Gene Ontology annotation, molecular function: microtubule binding.
UACGGCCCAAAGGCGUUGGUGGUUGGUGUCCGUCCGAAGAUGCGUUACUCUCCGGCAGCAUCAGUACCAGCUCCGCCGUGCUAAUAAACCAAAAACCGGGAGACAGAGGAGACAUACCGGCGGUCUUUGGAGCUGCAUCGGUGCCGGUGCACCUGAGCGGCAAGAUGGGAGACCAGAAGGAAUCUUUGCGGAAGAUCACCCACACGCUGGCCAUGAAGAAUGAGGAGAUUUCAAACUUCAUCUGCACCCUCAAACAGAGUCUGGACAACUUGGAGGCGAACUCCAGCCGGGUGCAGGAGGACCUGGAGUCUGAAUUCAGCUCCCUCCACGCCGUUCUGGACGAGAUGAAGGAAAACAUGCUGACUCGUAUCAAACAGGAGCGAGCCAGCCGCACGUAUGAGCUGCAGAGUCAGCUGAGCGCCUGUUCCAAAGCCCUGGAGAGUUCAGAGGAGCUGCUGGAGCUGGCUAAUCAGACACUCUGCUCCUCUGAGACGGACGGUUUCACUCAGGCGGCCAAAGACAUUAAGGAUAGCGUGACAAUGGCUCCAGCCUUUCGCCUCUCCCUGAAAGCUAAAGCCAGUGACAACAUGAGUCACUUGAUGGUGGAUUUCAGCCAGGAGAGGGAGAUGUUGCAGGGACUCAGAUUUCUCCCAGUUCCUGCUACUCCAGAGAUCCAGGUGUCAGAGUGCCAGGUGUGCGACAACACAGUGACCGUAGUUUGGACCUUACCAGAGCCUGACAGCAAGAUAGACCACUACAUACUAGAACACCGACGCACAAAUCACGAGGGUCCACCUCGCAUCAGAGAGGACUACCCCUGGAUGGUCGUGGAGGGGAUACGAGAGUUGGAGUACACAGUCACAGGUCUACGUUUUGACACCCGAUACAUAACGUUCAGAGUGAAAGCGUGUAACAAGGCUGUGGCGGGAGAGUUUUCUGAGCCAGUUACAUUAGAAACCCACGCGUUCAAUUUCAAACUGGAUGCUGCUUCAGCCCACCAGAACCUGAAGGUGGAGGACUUGAGUGUAGAGUGGGACAGCAGUGGAGGAAAGAUACAGGACAUCCGCAAAGACAAGAACCGAACCAACUCACCAAUGCAUUCCCCAGCCAGGUCAGCCCUGAUGUCUCCUAAGAGAGCACCGACCGCCCGGCCCGGCAGAGACAGGUUUACAGCAGAGUCCUACACAGUGCUGGCUGACACUAUGAUUGACGCUGGCCAGCACUACUGGGAGGUCCGUUUCGACAAGGAGAGCAAGGCUUUCGCCGUGGGCAUAGCCCUGCGGAGCCUCGGCCGGUUCGACCAGUUAGGGAAGAGCAGCGCUUCCUGGUGCAUCCAUCUGAACAACUGGCUGCAGCAGAGCCUCACAGCCAAGCACAACAACAAGGCUCGAACCCUUGAUUGUCCCAUCCCGAACAGCAUAGGAGUCUAUAUCAACUAUGAUGAAGGUAUUCUGUCUUUUUACAAUGCCAAAACUAAGCAGCUGAUGCACACCUUCAAAACCAAGUUUCAGCAGCCAGUUAUCCCGGCAUUCAUGGUGUGGAAUGGACAUUUCUCAGUAGUGACGGGCCUGCAGGUUCCCAGUGUGGUGCAGAGCGGCCAGAGGAAGAACAGCGGCACCAGCAGCUCCAACGCCAGCCUCACCUAGAUCCAUCCAUCCUCCUAGCCAGUUGGACAGCUCCCACCUCCACCCGGCCUCAGUCACUACUGCGGAUCAUCUCCUCUGCCCUGACUGCAGUCGAAGUCAUAUCGCAGAGGAGUUGCAUCACAAGAGUAUGAUGGUUUAAGCCUGUUCCACAUGCAGUGUCUGUGUUGCAUGGAGACAAACAUUAGCUUUGGGAACAGGUGGGUCUUGACUCUGGCUGUUGUGAUUGCUUGGGAUACAGUAGGUGUAGUUUUGCUAGGUUUCCUGCCUCUGCACAUUCAUAUAGCACUACUGCUGCUAGAGCAAUGAUUUAGCGCUGGCCGCUGUCCAUCCUUCUGUCAGCCAAACUGUCACGCAGCCAGCUGCAGGUUCAGGGUUGUGCUCUGUCCUGUCUGCUCUCUCUCCCCCUGUGCCUUCCUGCUCAUUUCCAAAAAGAUGAAAUCGGGUACAUUAAUAUUUCAGAGCAAGAAAUAGCUUCCUGUUUCAAUUUAAAGCCAUGCUAAAAUAUCUUGGGUUAGUGGUUAUCACCUGCUGAAUUUGCUUCUGCCCAUCAACCAUCAUACAGUAUAUAACCCAAAUAACGUGCUCCUACACAUGGUUACUGAACUGAGUGCAGUUCAUCAGUGAAUUGCUGCCAGCAGCUAAUAGAUGUAAGAAAUUAAUACAUGUUAGGAAUGCUGAAUUUGAUUUCUUGCCCAGACAUGCAGACUUAACAGUGUUUACUGCAUUUCACAUUGUAGUCAGGAUCCACACUUUGGGUCCUUUUGCCUCCUGUUGAUGUUUUGUUAGUUUUAAAUCAGUGUUAACUGUGGAGGAGUCUGUCAUACAGACUGAAAGUUAGAGGCAACUUCCUUCAUUUUAACUCCUUGUAGUGAAGUGAGCAUUCACAUGUGGCUUCAGGAUUUUUUGAAAUGAUUGUACUGUACACUCACUUAACUGCACUCUUAAUGCUUGUACCUGUAUAUCUAAUAACACCAUUUCUUUUGCAGCAAAGAGUUCCCAUUAUGAGUAGUGCACUGCCUUUAGUCCAGAAUAUAACAAAUAGCUAGGCAGUAGCUUGAUCUAAUAAAUUGUAUAAUGAAAGUUAGUCAUUUAUGAUUCACACAGGUCAGAAACUAAAGUGAUAAACCCUGAAAACUUAGUCUGAAGUCUGUUUUUGUGCACCGCCCGACCUCCGAGAAGCAUCCACGUCAUGCUGUGUGCAGCACAUGGUAACAGUGUGUUGCUUUGCCAUGUUUCUCCCUCUAUAUGUGUCCCCUGAAUAAUGUAGCCUGCAAUGCUUUAAAGAAGCGAGAAUUAUGUUGACUUUAUUUCACAUGCUGACAGAUGUCACAGUUUA